AUGGACAAUUUCCAAGGAGACUUGACCGACGUCGUGCGAGGUAUCGGGGGGCACAUGUUGUCGCCGGAAAUUUCUUCUCCUCCGAGCAUAUUGCCUCUUCCACAGCCAUCUGUCUCAGAUCUUCACAUAAACCCUUUUGGAGAUCCGUUCGUGAUCAUGACCGAUCCUUUUCUCCAAGAACUCAACACCGUCACAAACUCUAGCCAUUUCUCCACCGCUGGAGAUAACGCCAACAACAACAGCAACAACGGUUUCUUAGUUCCUAAGGUACUGGAACAUGAUCAAAUAAAGAGUCAAUGCAGUAUCUUCCCAAGAAUCCGGAUCUCGCAUAGUAACAUCAUCCACGAGUCCUCUCCGUUUAGUUCUCCUGCCAUGUCGGCUCACGUUGUCGCCGCAGCCGCCGCCUCGCCUAGAGGGAUCAUCAACGUCGAUACAAACAGUCCUAGAAACUGUCUUUUUGUCGACGGUAACACGUUCUCGUCUCAGAUUCAGAUUUCUUCCCCUCGGAAUAUAGGCCUUAAGAGAAGGAAGAGUCAGGCAAAGAAGGUGGUGUGUAUACCGGCGCCGGCUGCGAUGAACAGCCGAUCAAGCGGAGAAGUAGUUCCGUCUGAUCUAUGGGCUUGGCGUAAGUACGGUCAAAAACCUAUCAAAGGCUCUCCUUUUCCAAGGGGUUACUAUAGAUGCAGCAGCUCAAAAGGUUGUUCAGCAAGAAAGCAAGUCGAAAGAAGCAGAGCCGAUCCAAGCAUGUUGGUUAUUACAUAUACUUCCGAACAUAACCAUCCGUGGCCCAUUCAACGCAACUCUCUUGCCGGUUCUACACGCUCCUGCUCCUCUAACCCUAAUUCCUCCAAAUCCUCAACCGCAACCGCUUCACUCAAUGGCCAUCAAAACAACACUCACUUGCCUUCCUCGGCCUCUCCUCCUCUAUCAGCCUCUGCCGUUAAGAAUGAACAAACAGAAGAAGACAUGGAGUUGGAAAACGUAGAAGACGAUAAGAUUGCUUCAUAUAGACCGGAGCUUCAUGAUCAGCAUCUGGCAGAUGAUUUCUUUGCAGAUCUUGAAGAGCUAGAACUAGAAGGAGAUUCUCUAAGCAUGUUGCUAUCUCAAGGCUGCGCCGGCGACCCGAACAAUGAAACGAUAGCGUCCGACGGGAUCAGUGAUUUCUUCGGUUGGUCUGGGGGAAAUAAUAAUAAAGACGAUCAAGAGUCAAAGUCGUUAUAGAUAGUGUUAAUAACUUAACAUAAACAUUAUUUAAGAUUAAGCUGAGCUUGUGCAAAUGACGACUACAGCCUAGUGGUGGGUCAAUGAGCUGGUUACUUGACCGAUCGUUAAAGGUAUAAAUUAUCAUCAUUUGCUAUACCAUUCUUUUUUUCCCCGGCGGAUUCCGUUGUAAGUUAAAAAAUGCCGUUUUCUGUGUGUGUGUUUUUUAAUUUGGUCAAAGACAAUUAGAUAACAUAAGAAACAAAUUUCAAAAGUAUUAAUUGUACGUUAUAUUUUGC
Eruca vesicaria subsp. sativa (arugula) is the source of this 1499-nucleotide messenger RNA. The record is from the annotation of a GenBank genome assembly. Lineage: Eukaryota; Viridiplantae; Streptophyta; Magnoliopsida; Brassicales; Brassicaceae.